Messenger RNA from Phialemonium atrogriseum, 1005 nucleotides. Its product is annotated as glycosyl hydrolase family 61-domain-containing protein. The record is from RefSeq and is a predicted model, not a curated record. The transcript has 4 exons. Gene Ontology annotation, biological process: carbohydrate metabolic process. Gene Ontology annotation, cellular component: extracellular region. Bases 1 to 1005 code for a protein of 334 amino acids. Gene Ontology annotation, molecular function: cellulose binding. Lineage: Eukaryota; Fungi; Ascomycota; Sordariomycetes; Cephalothecales; Cephalothecaceae.
AUGAAGUCCUUCACCAUCGCCGCCGCCGCCGCCGCCGUGUUGUUCGGCCAGCAUGUUGCCGCACACGCCACCUUCCAGGCCCUCUGGGUUGAUGGAACUGACAUGAUAAGCCAGUGUGUCCGUAACCCCCUGUCGAACUCGCCAGUCACCGAUGUUACUUCCAAGGACGUGAGGUGCAAUGUCAACUCGGGCCCCGUGAAUAAGAAGUGCCCCGUCAAGGCCGGAUCAACAGUCACAGUUGAGAUGCACCAGCAACCCAACGACCGCACCUGCGGCAGCGAGGCCAUCGGCGGGGCCCACUACGGCCCCCUGAUGGUGUACAUGUCCAAGGUGCCGGACUCGUCCACAGCCGACGGUUCCACAGGCUGGUUCAAGGUGUUCCAGGACUCAUGGAAGAAGAACCCGUCGGGCGGAUCGGGCGACGACGACUACUGGGGCACCAAGGACCUCAACACGUGCUGCGGCAAGAUGAACGUCGUCAUCCCCUCCGACAUCGCCCCGGGCGACUACCUCCUCCGCGCCGAGGUCAUCGCCCUCCACACCGCGGGUUCCUCGGGCGGCGCACAGCUGUACAUGUCCUGCUACCAGCUGACUGUCAGCGGCUCGGGAUCCGCCCAGCCCGCCACCGUCAGCUUCCCCGGCGCCUACAAGGCCAGCGACCCGGGCAUCCUCGUCAACAUCCACGCCGCCCUCUCCACCUACGUCGCGCCCGGCCCGGCCGUCUACGCCGGCGGGAAGACCAGGGAGGCCGGAUCCGCAUGCACCGGCUGCGAGUCCACCUGCAAGGCUGGCUCCGGCCCGACUUCUAGCGUGUCGAGCGCCCCGCAGCCCACCGGCGGGAAUGGCGGCACCAACCCCCCCGGCAAUGGCGGCGGCUCGCCGCCUGCCUGCCAGGUUGCGAAGUAUCAGCAGUGCGGCGGGACUGGCUACACGGGAUGCACGACUUGCGCGUCGGGCUCCACUUGCAGCGCUGUGUCGCCUCCUUACUACUACCAAUGCGUCUAG